Molecule: messenger RNA, 525 nt
Organism: Meloidogyne enterolobii
Lineage: Eukaryota; Metazoa; Nematoda; Chromadorea; Rhabditida; Meloidogynidae
Source: the annotation of a GenBank genome assembly
AUGGAAAACAUUUUGAAAUUAUUUCUGAAACGAACAAGUUUUUUAAAAAUAAAAACAAGUUUAUUUAAAACAAGUUUAUUUUUCAGAAAAUUAUUUGUUUCUGAAAUUAAAAACAUUUUAAAUGGACAACAAUUAAUUUCUCAUUUAAAUCAACAACAACAUGGGGUUGGGAAGUUGUAUAAGAAAAGUCAGAAUAUUUUACGUUGUGGCAUUUUUAUUGAAUUUAACAAUUCUUCCGAAUUUUUACUCUGUGCACAAAGUGAACAAGAUUCUGUUGAUUGGUUUGAGGCACUAAAUUGUUUAUGUUGGCCACAAAAAUCAUUACAAAAUAAUAUUAAUAUUAAAAAAGAGGUGAUUUUGGAUUUUUUUUUAAUUUUGGAAAUGUUAAAAAAAAUUUUUUUCAAAUUAAAGGUUGAUCAAUUACUAAAUUUACAAAUAAAUAUUCGUUUAAUGGAUGUACCCAAAUUAGAACAAAAAUUAAAAAUACCACAACUUCCAACAGAUUUUAAUUGGAUUUCUACUUAA